CCUUUACCAAGCAGACGACCUUCCUCUUUCUACCUCUAAUUCUAUUGAUCACAUAAACACAUACAGUAGUACUACGUAGUAUAACAUAACCCCAAAUUUCAUUUCUCAACUUCUUCUUCCUCCUCCUCCUCCUCACUCAAACAAAGUUUUUUCUGUUUGAAAAAUGUCGAAGUUCACAUUUCAAACUGAAACCAAUUUAUGCUAUCUUUCUCACUGUACUAAUACUAAUAAUUAUCAGAGCUCAAUUUUUAACUCUUCAUUGAAGCACCGUCACUUGCGUAUGUUUCCUUCUCAACAUCGCUUGAGAUUCAGGGUUUCUUGCGGCAUCAAAGAGAAGGAAAAUGUUGCAGAAACUGAGAGGGUCAAGGAAGUACUUACUGGACUUCGAAUCGAUGAAUUGGACCAAACGGGUUCUAUAGCGGCAUCUGAGGAUCAAUUGGAAACUGGAAGUGGGGUUGAGAAAAUGGCUUUUGAUUGGAAUUGGCCGCCAUUGAAGAAUGUUCCUCAAAGAUACAAAAUCAUUGGCACCACAUCGUUGGCCUUUGUUAUCUGUAACAUGGAUAAGGUAAACUUGAGUAUCGCAAUAAUUCCAAUGUCACACCAGUUUGGGUGGAACUCAUCUGUUGCUGGAUUAGUGCAAUCGUCUUUCUUUUGGGGAUAUGCGUUAAGUCAGUUGCCUGGAGGGUGGCUUGCAAAGCUAUUUGGUGGAAGAAAAGUUCUUCAGAUUGGAGUCCUGACUUGGUCGCUGGCCACAGCUCUUGUUCCUUCUGUUGCAGGGUUUAUGCCUGGACUAGUUUUAUCAAGAAUUUUAGUUGGAAUAGGAGAAGGUGUUUCCCCUUCAGCUGCAACUGAUCUAAUUGCCAGGACAAUACCAUUGGAAGAGCGGUCACGGGCUGUAUCAUUUGUUUUUGGUGGUUUGAGUGUUGGAAGUGUCAUGGGGCUUCUUUUGGCUCCUCCCCUUAUCCAAAAUUUUGGUUGGGAAUCUGUAUUCUACAUAUUUGGCUUUUUUGGGAUAGCCUGGUUUUUGGGAUUUCAGUUUGUUAAAGAAGGACACCCUUCACUUGCCGCUGUAUCAUGGUCUCCAUCUGUCUCCAGGAAAGAGUCGUCGAAUACUUCUUUUGAAGAGUUGGGUGGCUCACUGAAGGAUAUACCAUGGAAGGCCUUUUUUCAAAGUCAGGCUGUACGGGCAAUGAUAUAUGCUCAUUUUUGUGGAAGUUGGGGUCACUAUACUUGUCUGUCUUGGCUCCCUACUUAUUUCAGUGAGGAGUUGAACCUUAAUUUGACAGAGGCUGCAUGGGUUUCUGUGCUUCCUCCGUUGGCUUCUAUUUUCAUGACCAGCAUUGCAGCACAAUUUGCGGAUAACUCAAUAGCCAAUGGAGUUGAAACCACUACGGGUUGCCCCCAUGGGAAAUUGUGGCGAUCCUCACUGGUGGUUUAGCACUCUCAAGCUUUGCCUUGUCAGGACUAUAUUGUACCCAUCAAGAUAUAUCGCCUGAAUAUGCAAGCAUACUUUUGGGAAUUACCAACACUGUUGGGGCAGUACCAGGAAUUGUAGGAGUUGCUCUCACUGGUUUUCUUCUUGAUUCAAC
Cornus florida is the source of this 1589-nucleotide messenger RNA. Its product is annotated as probable anion transporter 6, chloroplastic. The transcript has 14 exons. The record is from RefSeq and is a predicted model, not a curated record. Gene Ontology annotation, molecular function: transmembrane transporter activity. Lineage: Eukaryota; Viridiplantae; Streptophyta; Magnoliopsida; Cornales; Cornaceae. Gene Ontology annotation, biological process: transmembrane transport. Bases 164 to 1438 code for a protein of 424 amino acids.